AUGACAUCCACCAGCAUCAACAUCGUCUUUGGGGCUAUGACCGUCGGCCAAGCAGAUGUCUUCCAACGACAUGGUCACAGCGACAUCGACACAUCCCGCGCCUACGGCAACGGCACCUCUGAAUCUCUUCUCGGGGAAAGUGGUUGGCAGGAGAGGAACUUACGGAUACACACGAAGAUAUACCCAACAGCAAAUUGGUUUGCAGGUCCUGAUGCUUACACGCUUGGAGCAGACGAUCUGCGACGAGCACUCAACCGAAGCCUUGAAGCGCUGAACACGGACAGCGUGGACCUCUGGUACCUUCACGCGCCGGACCGCAACACACCACUCGAAGUCACAAUGCAAGAAGUUGACAAAUUACAUCGGGAAGGCAAAUUUAAGCGCCUUGGGAUCAGUAAUUUCAUGUCCUGGGAAGUCGCCAAAAUGUGUGAAAUUUGCGACCGUCAUGGUUGGAUUCGUCCGUCAGUCUAUCAGGGCAUCUACAACCCACUUCACCGAGCGAUUGAGGCAGAGUUACUUCCCUGUCUUCGCCAUUACAAUAUUGCCUUAUAUGCCUUUCAACCCUUGGCCGGUGGAUUACUUACCGGUCGUUACAAACUGGAGACGACCUCCUUCGACGCCGGUGCACGCUACGAUCCCAACAACAAGCAAAGCUCCACGAUGAAUGACCGCUACUGGAACAAGACUACAUUCGCAGCGCUGGAGAUUAUCCAAGCAGCUGCUCAGAAGCACGAUCUCACCAUUGCUGAAUGCGCUUACCGUUGGCUGGUACAUCACUCUGUCUUGAGUAAGCAGCGCGGCGAUGCCUUAAUUGUCGGAGCGAGCAGUGUCAAGCAAUUAGAAGGCAACUUGGCUGAUUCAGAAAAAGGGCCUCUUCCUGAGGAUGUAGCGCAAGCGAUGGAGCAGGCUUGGCAGCUCAUCCAAGAGCCGAUCCGAAAAUACUGGCAUUAG
Molecule: messenger RNA, 951 nt
Organism: Aspergillus pseudotamarii
Lineage: Eukaryota; Fungi; Ascomycota; Eurotiomycetes; Eurotiales; Aspergillaceae
Product: aldo/keto reductase family protein
Exons: 2
Coding region: 1-951 (316 amino acids)
Molecular function (GO): oxidoreductase activity
Source: RefSeq, a predicted model, not a curated record